Cyphellophora attinorum is the source of this 1410-nucleotide messenger RNA. RefSeq names its product Universal stress protein A family protein C25B2.10. The record is from RefSeq and is a predicted model, not a curated record. The coding region runs from base 1 to 1410 and encodes 469 amino acids. The transcript is spliced from 4 exons. NCBI's taxonomy places the organism in Eukaryota, Fungi, Ascomycota, Eurotiomycetes, Chaetothyriales, Cyphellophoraceae.
AUGGCUGCCACAGCAAUCACUCCUACACAUCCCACACCGUCAACCGACAAGUCCUCUCAGAGCAUCGAAGCACAGGAGCUCGAAUUCGGGCAGGCGUGGGAUGGUGCUGGUCAGGCUCAAUCCCCAGUCAUUACCCGGCCUAACUUGGAACUUUGUGGCCGCCGCAAAUCGUCCGUCGCAUUCCAUACAGCCGGCGCUGAGGAGACGAUACGACGUGAGAGCAUAAUCAACCCACCUCCCAAGGUGCCCUCGCGAGAGUCGAAGCGAAUGUCGUCGCCUCCGCCACCGUCGCACUACAGUCGAGGCGUUUCGUUCGACACAUUCGACAACAAGGAAGCAACGGACGAAAGCUUCACCCUCAUUUACAAACACCGAGACUAUGCCAGUAGUGCACGGAGUCGGACAUUCUUGUGUGGCACAGAUGCAAAGGACUACUCAGAGUAUGCACUGGAGUGGAUGAUGGACGAGCUGGUAGACGACGGAGACGAGAUCGUGUGUCUGCGCGUGAUCGAGAAGGAGGACAAACCAGCAAUCCUGGCAAAAUAUCGACGCGAGGCAGAGAAACUGCUUGACAGUGUCAAAAAGAAGAAUAGCUCAGAAGACAAGGCCAUCAGCAUGAUCAUGGAGCUUGCCGUCGGCAGAGUACAAGAGGUUUUCCAGCGCAUGAUCGGUCUGUACGAGCCUCUGCACUCGUCGUCGGAACACGAGGACGCAAUCUCGGCGUACUGCCUACAACACUCGCCUGUGCCCGUCAUCGUCGUGCGACCUUCGUCUAAGAGAAUGAAGAAGAAAAUGAAACGACAGCAAGAAUCUGGCCGCAGUCUGUAUACCACGUUGACCCAGCAAGCAGCCCAAACGGGCGGGCGUCACCUACGAGACAACAGCAUUGUUGAGUCACCACCCACAGCUGCGACCGACCAAGAAGCCGAAGCUGUUGCCAAAGCUAUUUCACAAGGAAGGAGGAAAGGCGGCAUCCUGAAGAACUACAAUUAUGGCGGGCCUCUGCAGCGCGUUACAUCCAACCCGUCCGAUGUUGCGUCUGAUGAAGAAGACCCAGCGACCAGCAGAUUCGCAUUGCCGAUUGGCUACCUGACGACCGAAGAAGCUCCUCGAGCAGACCUGGCGAUGCAGAGCCGAGAGUCGGUCGCGGCGCCGGGGGGCAAGACGGAGCGGAGCGGGAGUGAUGCGUUUAUGUCGUCGGCAGGCGAGGAGGAAGAAGCAGAGGAUGAUGGGUUCUUGAAUGUUGGACCUGCGAAGAUCGUUGAGCAUCGCCGACCGAGUAUGCGAGAGACGACGCCUUGGCUGGCGGAUAUCCUGAGGGACAAGCCGGCGCCGAGGAAUCGGAGCAGGAGUAGGAGUAGGAAUAGGGAUCCGAGUCUGGGGAGGAGUCCCGCGAGGGGGUCACGAUGA